This is a messenger RNA of Caenorhabditis briggsae, 3882 nucleotides long. NCBI's taxonomy places the organism in Eukaryota, Metazoa, Nematoda, Chromadorea, Rhabditida, Rhabditidae. Gene Ontology annotation, molecular function: GTPase activator activity. The record is from RefSeq and is a predicted model, not a curated record. Gene Ontology annotation, cellular component: nucleus; cytoplasm. The coding region runs from base 1 to 3882 and encodes 1293 amino acids. Gene Ontology annotation, biological process: positive regulation of GTPase activity; regulation of small GTPase mediated signal transduction. The transcript has 16 exons.
AUGUUCGCCCGAAAGGGUAAAUCGUCGGAUGUGCAGGCGAGCAUCUCGCGAUUCACAGAUUUGAAUCGCGAUUGUGUCAGUCGGGUGAAACAUUUGAAAAUAUUGCUGGAUACGUUGACGACGAAUGAAAAGCGCCAACUUCUCGACGAGCACAGUUUCGAAACGUUUCAUUUGGUUGAUGAGCUUCUGUUGGCCAACGAUGUCUCCAGCCAAAUCGAUAGUGCAAUUGAAGCCGAAUCGGGGCUUUGGACGCUAGAACAAGUGCUCUGUUUGGCGCCAGAAUUGGUGGGAAGUGGAUGGCAACGUCACGCAAUCGAGUCGCUGUUGAAAAAGGCGGUUUAUCCGAAGAAUUUGAUGGCUGUGCGGAAAAUUGCGAUUCGACUGUUUUUGGUUUUUUAUCAGUGUUUGGGGGUUUAUGGAAAGGCGACGCCCGACUUGGAUAGAGUUUUUCAGUGUCUCCUCCCAUUCUUCCCUCUGAAAUCCGGCGAAAACGCAGAAGACGUCCUCAAUGAGUACUGUCAAUCGUCGGGAACCGGUGAUUGGGUGGAACGUCUUCGAAAUGGACCCAUCAAAUCGACGGCGUCCCCUUCGCAGACGUCUAAGGAGCGUGCCCAGAUGCUUCAAGUGUAUUUGGACAAAUUUCUGGAGUACUGUACUCGUGAGACAGUAAGAAUCGAGUGGAAUGAUGAGGGAAAACGACAGGAAUGCGCCAAUUUUAUCAUUGAUAAAGUCAUCAAACUGUACAUGGGCGAAUGUUUCACGGAGCUCGAAACCAAUGGAGUCGAUGUAUUCGGUGGAUGGGAAGGAGCCGAUGAGCAAGGAGAACCACUGGAUACGGCUGAUCCAGUGGUGAUCGCGCGAUAUUGGUUGAUCCGAUGGAUCAAUAAUAUCGCAUCGGCCACACAUCAACCAGCUAAUAAUGUGCCACAAUCGGCACAAUCCUCGCUGAUUCUAUAUCGAAAUGCACUGUUUUCGUCGCAUAAGGCCACCAACGUCGCUCUGACGCUAAUGCGUGAAGCGAUGAAACUUCCGCUAGCAUGCUCGAAUGUGACUCAUAAAGUGGUCAACGUGCUCUCCGCCUGGCUUCUACAGUACGAAAUUCCACCGUUCGUCGCGUCUGGAGAGGUCUCGAUAGAGCGAUGUUCACUUCUGCUGGCCAAUAUUCUACUCUCUUUCUUUCAUAGUCCCUAUCUGUCGCAGUGUGGGGAGAGACACUCCUCGGCGAUUUCCAUCGCUUUCGCCAUCCUAACCUCUUGCAAACAGCUGGUCUCUCAUCGAAUUCAACUCCCGAAACCGCUUCCCCAGAAAUUUUGGUCCGAAUUGAUGGCCGGUCUGUGCGCGGUCGCCUCGAAGAUCUGCCAUCAAUCGGACGUCUUCUCACAGCACGUCUCCGCCGCAUUCACCUCUACAUUGAUUUCCAAUGUGGUUAUUAUCAAGGCCGUGCGCCGCAUCGAAAUCGACGAUGACGUUUGGGAUGAGGUGCAUGAGGUGAUGAAACGAGGCGUCUGGAUACCGAUGGCUGAGCAAUGGGCGGCGAUAGUGAACAGUGUCACCCGAGCCCUGGUCCUUCAUCUAGCCCAUAUUGACAUAUUUUCUCGUGAAGAGGCUCUUAGAAAAGCAACAGAAGUCUCCCAAACCAGCCGACGACAAGCCAUCGAAUCGGCGGCGGCGAUGAUGGAAGAGCCCAGAAAAGAGUCGCUGGAAGGAGGAGAUUCAAUGUCGUCGACGAACACAUUGACAGAGGAUAAUGUGUUUCACGAUACGGAUGACAUUACCAAUGCGGUUACGUCAUGGUCCGGCGACAAACUCGCAUGGCUCCAAACCUGGCGUCGUGUCAUCUCGCUCGUCGACCCGUAUACCAAUUCCAGUGCACACGUGGCAAUCGAUUGUCAACCUCCACCCCCUGGCCCAUUGGCUCGCGUGCCGUCUCGUUACCGUACCACCCAUCCUCCUCCCCAGAUGCGUUCCUGCCCUUUCCGCAAUCCUCAACGAAUCAGUCCGUCGUCCACCACCCCUCCUCUCGGCCAACAUCCUUCUCUGCUUCAUCCGCCUCAUGCAAUCCAAGAGCAACUUGUGGUCCCUGCAAUCUGUGGGCUCUCAGCCAGUGAACUCUCGAUAGUUGCUCCGCGAGCACUGGAGCAUCUGCCAAAAAUGCUGCGGGGCUCCAAGGACGGCAAAUCGAAGGAUUCCUUGAAACUCUUCGCAAUGCUCUCUAGCUCAUAUCCCGGAGCUGAACAGAUUCUUCUGGAGCAGCUAGUCCACACGGAGGUUGCCGAGAACGCGGUGGUCAUUGUGAAUACGCUAGCUACACUUAUCGUUCAAAAAGCGCAGAUUGAUUUGGUGCUCUCCGCGUUGAAAGUCAUCGAAACUCAUCAAUUUGCGAUGCGAUUGAUCCCGCUGUUUUGCAUGUCGAUCGCCGCGUUGGCACAGUUUUCGAGCACUACGUUGUUGCAGGCACUCCUCCGCGCGGCCUCCCUGCUCCGCGACGAACGCACUCGCACAGAAAUCGAGUGGCAAAUGGUCAAACUCUGCGUCCAAUGGCCUCAACCACAAAUGCCGCUAGUGAUACGUGGCAUUCUCGCCGAUCGUCAUAUGGUACUCCAUGGGGAAUUGGUGCAACUCGGCGGACAAUACCCCAUACGUGGAUUCGACGUCUCCAAAUGGAAUUCAACGGCGGCUGCGUUGCCAGCAAACGAGGACAAGAUGGUGUACAUUAAUCGGCAAUCGGCAAUUAUCUCAUUGGCUCGAAGGGACGCCGCGAAAUUUGAAAUUACAUCACGGACCGUUGUCGGACGACACAUUUGGGACCUGGAUACGUUGGAUACAACAAUGCCACGUCAUCAGACCCGCCAUGUGACGAAUUGGUUGCGAAAGGAGGCGUUGAAGGGGAAAAAGGCGGGACGGGAGAGUCAGGGGAUCCUAGGAGCGAUGGAUGAUCCGUUUGAUGACCUGCCAAGAGCACCGUCGUCAGCGUCGAAUGCGUCGUCGUCGAAACUUUCCUCUCCGGUCGAAGGCUCCGCCCAAUUCGCCUCAAUGAUCGAAACCUCCCGCCGUCAACCUCAACCGCUCGGCUCCCCCAACAAUAACAACGACAGUAACCCACCCGCAUUCCAACCCAACUCGAAACUUCUCGAAUGGCGUUCACUGUCUGCGUCUCUCGGCUUCGUGCCUCUCGUCUCACAAGUCCAUACGAAUUUCCUGCGAGAUUUGAAGCAUCUGGAUCAGACUUCUUCUCGAGAAGUACACAAAAUCGCUGUGAUUUAUGUUGGCGACACACAGGAGGAUCGCGCAUCGAUACUGUCGAAUACGGUAGCGUCGCCGCAGUUUGACGCGUUUGUUGGAGAGUUGGGAUGGGAGAUAAGGGUGGGUCGCGGCCACGAAGGCUACAACGGAGGUCUACCCGUCGAAACUCGUGCUCCGUACUACGCCGACGCCGAGUCCGAAGCCAUCUUCCACGUGUCGACGUGGCUGAAUGGAGACGUUCAACAGAAGUGGAAGCACAUCGGAAACGAUGAGGUGCAUGUGGUGUGGACGGAGAAUUAUCGAAAAGUCUACACUCGGGAGACGAUUGCCACGAAAUUCUGUGAUGUUCUGAUUGUGUUGGAGCACGUUGGGGAUAAGAUGGUACGAGUACGCGUCGACACGGCUUCAGCCCUGGAAUUUGGACCGCUUUUCGAUGGAGCACUCGUCACAAUGUCCGAAUUGUCGCAGUUGGUUCGGCUUACUGUGAUCAACGCGUCUCGUGCGUACCGUAUGGCUCGUGUGGAGCACUCCCGUCCGCUACGUCAUCGAGAAGAGGUGUUCUGCAACGAAGCACUGGGGCAUAUGCGCCCCAUGGCACUCGCCCAAUCGAUUAAUCAUUUAUAUGUGCCUACGAUUUGA